GUUGCCCUCACCUGCGCUCCUUUGCCCUUUCUCGGAAGAAGAGAGGCCCAGAAGAAAAUGGAGGAAAACAAGGCGGGCGAAGCGAUCGAGUCUUUCGAAGAGUCUUCGCCGAAGCCUGACCCCAAUUCUAGCUCCGGCGACAAGAACAAGGCACCGGAGGUGGAAGUCCACCUCUUCCGCCGGGGACGAGGGCCGAUCGACGUCUUCCGAUCGAAGCUGGGCGGUUGGGAUCAGGAUCGCCUCGAGGUUCAAGACAUCCUCGACAAGUAUGGGUUCAAGUCCCUCUUCGCCUUUAAUCCCGAGUCGGGGAGAGGCGUCCCCAUCCGCUUCAGCUCCCGCAACGGCCGAUCAAUCCUCCCUUACACCGGAGGAUCUGUGGUCGUCAUUGAUGGAGAACCCAAGGAUUCAUUGGUUAAGCCUGUGACGAAGAUCAUGGUCGGAGUAGCAGUGCUAACACUUCUGAUCGCAAUGUUCUUUAAAGAAACACCGGAAUGGUUCAAGUCGUCAAGGUUCUCCGGCAUAACAUUUCCUCCAUGGGUUCUUGCUUGCAUGGUUAUCGUCUUCACUCGCUUGAGGAAGAGAACUAAGGAUGUUCUGAAGAAGUAUGGGCGGUGAAAAGCAAUCACUGAACUUCAUACUUCAUAUUGGAAUGCGAGUUAUUAAUGAUGUGUCAUAUCAUCGGACGAAUGAGUGAUGUCAGAGAUGAUCUGUCCGGUUCUCGAUGUAGAAGCAGCAAAAGGCGCCGAGGAGGUCAAACUGGGUCGACGGGUGGAGGCGCUGCCUCACAAGUCAUCAGCAAUUUUUGAAACUUAGGAGCGUUCUAUAGGAAUUUUUGAAAAUUAGAACAUUCUUUGAGAAUUUUUCAAAGUUAUAAUUAAAAAAAAUUAAUUUUAAAAUAUAUAUAUAUAUAUAUAUAUAUAUAUAUAUAUAUAUAUAUAUAUGUGUGUGUGUGCGUGUGAAAUACUUCGUUUACAUGUUGAAAAUAGGAGAUCCGACGGUGUAUAUCUCUGUACGCCGAACAGAUCAGCCGUUCAA
Messenger RNA from Musa acuminata AAA Group (dessert banana), 1035 nucleotides. RefSeq lists its product as uncharacterized. Bases 58 to 615 code for a protein of 185 amino acids. The record is from RefSeq and is a predicted model, not a curated record. Lineage: Eukaryota; Viridiplantae; Streptophyta; Magnoliopsida; Zingiberales; Musaceae. The transcript has 3 exons.